Trichoderma aggressivum f. europaeum is the source of this 1071-nucleotide messenger RNA. RefSeq lists its product as uncharacterized. NCBI's taxonomy places the organism in Eukaryota, Fungi, Ascomycota, Sordariomycetes, Hypocreales, Hypocreaceae. Gene Ontology annotation, cellular component: nucleus; transcription preinitiation complex. The transcript has a single exon. Bases 1 to 1071 code for a protein of 356 amino acids. The record is from RefSeq and is a predicted model, not a curated record. Gene Ontology annotation, molecular function: RNA polymerase II general transcription initiation factor activity; TBP-class protein binding. Gene Ontology annotation, biological process: transcription preinitiation complex assembly; transcription initiation at RNA polymerase II promoter.
AUGUUUCCGCCGCCGCUGCCGAGCGCAAAUGCCAAUGGAGCUGGCGCUGCAAAUGCAGCCGGGUUCCAAGAAGACCUGAACAAUGUGCUUUGCUGCCCCGACUGCAAAGAAUACCCCCCGAACCUGAUCGAGGAGUUUUCGAGCGGAGACAUGGUCUGCCAGAGCUGCGGCGUUGUCGUUGGCACUCGCAUCAUCGAUACUCGGUCUGAGUGGCGUACCUUUGCCAAUGACGACCAGGGAGGUGAUGACCCAAGCCGUGUCGGCGGACCUCAGGAUGAAUUCGUCGAGGGUCAGCACCUUGCCACGACCGUCGCCUUUUCCGAAUCCAAGGCUCACAAGGCCUUGUCCCGUACCCAAAACAACGCCAACGCAGACAAGGCUCAGAAGGGUUUAAUGCAGGCAUACAAGGAGAUUGUUGCGCUUUGUGAGACUAUCAAUAUGGGAGCAAAUGUCUCCAAUGCCGCUAAGCACAUCUUCAAGCUCGUUGACAAGCACAAGUUCAUGAAGGGCAAGCCCCAGGAAGCUGUCAUUGCCGGGUGUAUCUUCAUCGCUUGUCGACAAAACAAUGUGCCUCGAACAUUCAGAGAAAUCUUCAACCUUACUAGCGUUAGUAAGAAGGAAGUGGGCAGGGUCUUUAAGCAAUUGCAGAACUUUUUGCAAAAGAUCCAAGACACCGAAGGCGAGGGCGGUACCGGACUGAACACCGUCACCAACUACGAAAACACGUCUGUUGGCGCCGAAGAUCUCUGUGGCCGUUAUGUGUCUCAACUGGGUUUCAAGAACCAGCAAAAGAUAUCCAAAAUCUCCCGCGAUCUCGCAGAGCAGGCUACCGACAUCUCUGCUCUGGCCGGCCGAUCACCGUUGUCCGUCGCCGCUGCCUGCAUCUACAUGGCGUGCCACCUUAUGGGAGAGCCACGCCCCUCGGCUCCCAUUGCUAAGCAAACUGGCGUCAGUGACGGAACAGUCAAGACGGCUUACAAAUUCCUCUUCGCAUACCGCGAUACUUUAAUAAAGAAAGAAUGGCUCGAGGAGGGUGGCAAGAUGGAGAACAUUCCGCAAGUCCAAGUGUGA